Messenger RNA from Candida albicans SC5314, 4905 nucleotides. It is a transcript of the gene MON2, whose product is annotated as Mon2p. The transcript has a single exon. NCBI's taxonomy places the organism in Eukaryota, Fungi, Ascomycota, Pichiomycetes, Serinales, Debaryomycetaceae. The coding region runs from base 1 to 4905 and encodes 1634 amino acids. The record is from RefSeq and is a predicted model, not a curated record.
AUGUCUAAUGUUCAGCUGUUGAUUGGAGACCUCAAUGGACUAUUAACGGAUUCCAAAAGAAGGUUUCCUGAUAUUAGACUGUCAUGUGAGGCUGCAAUUAAAGUACUAAAAAGUUAUUCACUAGUAGUCCCAAUUCAAGAGAUUAAUAAAGAGGAUCACAAAGAGGAAAUAUUGAAACCGUUUAUUUUAUCUUGUAAAUCAGGAAACAUCAAAUUGACUAAUAUUUCAAUACCAGUGAUUCACAAAUUAAUAUUGGCUCAUUUGAUUCCUGAACUGGAUAUUACUCAGGCUUUACUAUGUUUACUGGAAGCUUCUAAUUUAGCUGUUGACAUUCAAUUGAGAAUCUUACAAUGUUUACCGGCAUUGAUGCAAAAAUAUCCAAUAACGGGAACAAAUUUACUUGACAUGUUAGCCAUAUGUUCUAGUUUGACAGCGAAUAAUAAAUCCUCAAUGGUGGUAAAUACUGCUUCAGCAACAUUGCAACAAUUGUUUACAAAUAUAUAUGAUAGUAUUGGUGAAAGUUCUAAUGAAAAGAAGAAAGAGCAUGAAGUGGUGAUAGAUAAUGAUGAAACCGUGAAGUUAGAUUCAUUGUCGCAUGAAGGGUUUUUAAUAUUUCAGGAUUUAUGCAACUUUAUUGAUAAUGAAUCACCCACUUAUUUGAAAGACUCUAUACACAUAAAAUUAUAUUCAGUGCUUGAAAUCGUGGAGAGCAUUGUUCAUGGGCAUCAAGUUUUAUUUCAAACUCAUAAGGAAUUGACUUACUUGUUGCGGGUACGACUUUUCCCAUCAAUGUUGAAAAUCUUAAAUUCUGUCACAAAAAACUUCCCAUUAGUGAAUAGAACAAUAAGAAUUAUGAAUGUUCUAUUAUCAACCCAAUUAGAAAACCUCAAGAUAGAGAGUGAAAUUGUCUUGUCCUUUUUCUGUCAUUUGGUAAUUGAUGGAGGAGAAACGGAGGAAAGAGAAUCUAAUUGGGAAAAGUACAUGGUUCUUGAACUACUCAAAAAUUUGUUUAGUGAUUUUCUGGUACUUAAAUUAAUUUUUCAACAAUUUGAUUAUAAUAAGCUGAUGAAGAAUGUAUUGAAAGAAUUAUUCAGUGUGUUUAUGGUAUAUUUACAAAAAAGCAACACCAUUGUUGAUGACAUUGUCAGACCAGUUUCAAGAUUGGCUCCAGGUACCUUUUCAACUGAUGGAUCUAGUUCUAGUGGUUCUGCUUUACAUGGCUCCAACGGCAAUUACUUAUCGCGUACAACUUCAAAUUUGAAACCACUGGUCCUUGAUCAUUUGGAUAAAUUAGAACCACCUGGCAAUAUUCCAUCUACGUAUGGGAUUUAUUUGAUUUAUCAAAUAUUAAUACUUUUUUCUGAUGGUGUGGCUAAUUUUGUUUAUAAUUUGAACGAUGAAUCUAAAGAUCCAAUUAGUUUAGAAGCUGAUGUCGAAUUAGCAAAUGCAUUGAUCGAAGGUUGUGGUGUUGAUGUUAGUUUAUUAUACGAGAAUUUCAUUUACACGUCAAUGGAUGAUGAUAGUUUUAAUAUAUUGAUUAAGUCGUUUCAAAAAUUCACCCAUGCCACUGGCUUAUUAGGAAUAACAGCCACCAGGGAUCGUUUGUUAGUGAUUUUGGCAAAGGCAAUCAUUAAGAAUACCAGUAAAAAUGAUACCAAUGAAAUAAAUUCACAAUCGCAUUCAUCGGGGUCAAUGUUGCAAGAACAGAAAAAACAUUUGUUAGCAUUUGGUGGAUCUUUGGUUGAAUCCAUAAGCACGUCAAUUGCUGGAGAAGGGAGUAAUGAAACAAAUCAAGCGAAUACUUCUAGUACUUCCUCUACUAGAUCGACACCGGUGGCUGCACCACAUAGUGCAUUAACUUCAAGGUAUUUUAAUUCACGUCAUGUUGUUUGUCUUCGAGUAUUGGUUAACACUGCAAUAUCUUUAAAAUCUACAUUACAAGACUCUUGGAAUAUUAUUUGGAUUGCCCUUCAAUGGUGUGGGUAUUAUCUCGAUGGACCUGAUCAGUUUAGUCCAUAUUUCAACAACACCAAGGUACAGCAAACAUUAAAGGAAUCAAAGAAACCACAAAUCAGUGCACAAGAUGUGACAAAUGUGGAAAACUCCAUAAAGAAAUUAUAUGUAAGCAUUGGUGAUAGUUCAGUUGAAACGUUUAGAACCAUACUCAUCACCUUAACUAGAUUAUCCGAUUUUGCUUUGGAUGUUGAUAAUGAGAAAUAUGAAGAUGAAUUACCUAUAUCCAGUUUUAACAAGAGUUAUUUUGUUUCAAGGUUGGCUCAAGUUAGUGAAAUCGAUGAAUUUCAUAAUUGGUUAAUUAAAGAUGAGGAAUCAUGGGACAUCAUUAGUUCGUAUUUCAUUGAUUUGGGAACGAAAAGAAAUAUUCAUUUCAGUUUAAGAAAUUAUGUUGUUGAAAUGUAUAUGAAGGUUAUUGAGACUGUGGCAGUUUUUGGAUUUCAACAUGAUGAUUUGAUUGAAGAAACUUCUCAAAAAACAUUGAAUGGGUUGAAUGGAUAUUUGGAAAAAUUAUUUGGCAUGGGAUCGUCGAAAGAAUUAUUAAUCAAUAAUCGUGAAACAGAAAUCCAUCUUUUGAUUCUUACCACAUUGCAUACAUUGAUUGACAAGUAUGAUAAAAAUUAUCAACAAACAUGGAAUGAAGUAUUUAAACUUUUGAAUACGCCUUUCCGUGCAGUAAAGAAAGAUGAAGUAGAGGAUACUAUCAAUGGUGAUGAUACCAGAUCUGAUGAAGGGGUUUUACUCAAGGACAAAACUCAGCUUUUGGUUGAAAAAUCAUUUGACACUUUAAAAUUAAUUCUCGAUGAAUUUUUGUCUACUCUCCCAUUUAAUCAAUUUAAAUUGUUAAUUGAUACAUUGUCCAACUUUGUUUAUCAACAAUAUGAUUUGAAUAUAUCAUUUAGUUCAGUUAGUUAUUUUUGGUUGAUUAGUGAUUCAUUAAAAUCAAGAAUGGUAUCAUUCAAAUGUGAGACAGUCCUGAAAUCACAUGAUAAGCAAACUGAAAUACAUGAUGAUGAAAACAAACUUCUUGAACUUAUUAGUGGAGAAAAAAUUGAAAGUUAUAAUUUUUACAUUUAUUUAAACAUUUAUUUAUUAUUAAGUUUGGCGAAAAUAUCUAAACAUGAAAUUAAUAGAGCACAAGUAAGAGAUGGUGCUAUUCAAACAUUUUAUCAAAUCAUAGAUGUUCAUGGGAAUGUGUUGAAGAAUAAAUCUUGGGAUAUGAUUUAUGAUAUUGUUCUUUUACCCAAUUUUUUCACUAUUGUUCCUGAAUCAAGAGGUAAAGAUUGGUUAGAUAGUUUACAAUUGAUUUUCACAGGAUUAAUUAGUCUUUACAACAAAUUUGUUUUGAACGACGAUAAUGGUAAUGGCAUUGUUGUGAAAUGGCAAUAUUUGAUUGAUUAUUUUGAUAAAUUAUUGAAAUUACAAUGGAUUGAUUUAAACUUGAAAAUUUUUAAAUCAUUACAAGAUUUAAUGACUUCCUAUGGAGGGAGUAAGAACAUAAAUAAGCAAGUGGGUGAUUUGUUUUUCAAGAUUUGGUCACAAUUCCCAAUUGAGUACGAUUUGAUUAAUAACAAUUAUCAAGAGUCUUUGGUUCAAUACAUGCAAUGCUUCCUACCUUUAUAUAAGAUAACAUCAAAAGAUUUGUCAAUUUCAGAUAUGGAUUUAAUAAUCAAUAUUUUCAACAAAUGUGGAAUGUACCCCGUAUUACCAAGUAAUCAAUCUGAUAAUGCAAAACCAACCAAUUUGCAAAAUUCUAUUUUGCAGAAUUUGAAACUUUUGAGUAAUGUUGACAACAAUAUUAAUUUGCGUCCAGAAUUUGAACCUUUGGUGAUACAACAAUUGAGUAAUAUUAUUAUUUAUCCCUAUGGAAUUAGAAAUAGAAUUGAAACCAAAUUACAAAACAAUGAGAUUGUCAAGAAUAAAUUACCUACAUUUGUUGCAUUUAGUCAUUUGAGUUUGAAUUUAUUAAAUGAAAAUUUGAACAACUUUGAUGGGGUUUUCUCGAGUAUUGGAAACGAUAAUGCCAUAAUGAAAUGUUUGAAAUCAUUACUUGAAAUUAUUGAAAAUAAGUCAAUUGGAAUAAAUAAUUCCGGGAAAGAACAAUCAUUAUCAUCACUCUGGAUUGAAAGUGAUCUUAUAUUUGUUAAAAUUAUCAAGAAAUUGAUCAAUCAUCGUGACAAUAACAAUUUAUUAACUAAUGAUGAAUUUUGGAAAUUAAUUAUUCAAAGAAUUGAAAUUAGUUUUAUUGCGUAUGAUGAAAAAAACCAAGAAAUCAAUAUUACUCAAUACCACGAAUUGAUAGAAUUAGUAUUACCAGAAUUGUUGAAAUAUGAAAACAAUCAGCACAUGAUUGAAGAUUUGGUGAUUAAACUUUAUGAGAAUUCAUAUUUGUAUAAAUUUAACGAUUUAGAAAUUAGAUUAAUGGAUCAAGAGAAAUAUACUGUUGACAAAACGAUUGAUAAUUUGACAUUAUAUAAAUUUGAUGAAUUUUUCGGUACGACUGAAUCUAUUGAAAAAUAUCCAAAUUUACGAAUCAGAUUAAAUUGUCUAGAAGAAUUGAUAAAUUUUCUGCUUGGAAAAGAUACCAAUACUGAUUCACAAAAAAUUGUUUUGAAACAAUUGUGUGAAAAGUAUUUGAUUUUGAGAGCUAGUUUUACAUUUAGAAGAAUUUUGAAUGAUAUCAAAUUAGUAUAUAAAUGUCCAAUUCCAAUUGUUCAACAGAAAGAAUUGUUAAUGAUAUUGAACGGGUUGAAUGAAUUGUCAGUGAAAAAUAACAAUAAUGAUGAUUUGAAGAAAUUAUCACGUUUGUUGAUUCAAUUAAUUCCUUAUUCAUCAAGAAUUAAUAAUUUAGACAAAGUAUUGCCUCAAGUGUUGAUCAAAAUCUCACUGUAA